AUGAUAACGAAUACUUUGAACCGUCGAGGUAAACGAAAUACUUCCGUCAUUCAACUACCCUGUAUUUUACUAUAUUAUCUGAAUUUAUUGGGCAGUUCCAUAAGAGUUCGAGAAAUGAGCACCGAUGUUUCGGAAUCAUCUACACAAGAACUCAGUGAGUACUACGAAAAAUUGCUGAAGAUUUCAUCUGAUCUAGAAGAAAAACAAAGGAUUGAGAAAUCUUCACAGACGCACAACGCUGACGGAAGUGCAAUAAUUAGAACAUCGAUGCCACCUGAAAACAUUCUCAAGCAUGUGGAUUAUGAAGAGCCACCUAAAGGCAUUGAACCACACACACUUACUGACGUGAUGCGCCGACUUCAUUCUCUUACGGCAGCUGAAAUGCGAACGUUGCUAAAACAGGUGCACCAGUCAGGACAAGGCACCAAAAAGCAAUUACGCACACGACUACGUCGAUACUAUCGUAAGGAGUUUUCGAUGUACCGGAUGUUACACGAUGUGGAUUGUGUUCCUCGAUUCGGAAAUAAAACUGCUCGUUAUUUCGAUUACCUUGUGGCAAUAGAUUUCGAAUGUACCUGUGUCGAAGUUAUCUAUGACUACCCACACGAAAUUAUCGAAUUUCCUGCAGUUCUAAUUGACGUUGGACAGAUGAGAAUAGUAGACACUUUCCGAACGUUUGUACGUCCUGAGAAGAAUCCUAUUCUUGAUCCUUUCUGCAUCCAAUUAACUGGUAUAUCUCAAGAAACUGUGGAUUCUGCACCAGUGUUCAAGGAUGCUUACAGAUUGUUUCGUGACUGGAUGACACAGCACAAUCUUGGCGAUAGUGGUUAUCGAUAUGCGUUCGUAACCGAUGGACCGCACGAUUUGUGGAAAUUUUUCCAGUUCCAGUGUAUUUUGUCCAACUUCGGAGCUGUCCCUCACGACUGCAGAUAUUUCAUCAAUAUUAAGCGAAUCUUCGAGCAAAGAGUGAUGAAACUAGUCAAAGGUAACGGGCAAUCAGGAAUUCAAAAUAUGCUUGCCCAUUACAACCUUUCUUUCGAGGGCCAGAAACAUUGCGGUCUCGAUGAUUCAAUCAAUAUCGCACGGUUGUGCAUAAAGUUAAUGCAGGAUAAGAUUGAACUCAGGAUCAAUCAACGAAUGACCCAACGACAAGACAGAAAUGAGGAUCGUCGUCUGGAGGAACUCGCAAAGUCUGACAGAGCCGAUGCCUCUGAUUAUCACAUAUGGCACCGUAAACUACCGCUCAAACUGCGACAAGUGACUAGGGAUGAAUUUCUCAGCGAAGAGUACCUAGACUGUGAUUCCUGUGACGAUAUUGAUGAGUAG
Molecule: messenger RNA, 1326 nt
Organism: Necator americanus (New World hookworm)
Lineage: Eukaryota; Metazoa; Nematoda; Chromadorea; Rhabditida; Ancylostomatidae
Exons: 12
Coding region: 1-1326 (441 amino acids)
Biological process (GO): exonucleolytic trimming to generate mature 3'-end of 5.8S rRNA from tricistronic rRNA transcript (SSU-rRNA, 5.8S rRNA, LSU-rRNA)
Cellular component (GO): cytoplasm
Molecular function (GO): 3'-5'-RNA exonuclease activity; nucleic acid binding
Source: RefSeq, a predicted model, not a curated record